Molecule: messenger RNA, 2553 nt
Organism: Tyto alba (common barn owl)
Lineage: Eukaryota; Metazoa; Chordata; Aves; Strigiformes; Tytonidae
Gene: EZH2
Product: enhancer of zeste 2 polycomb repressive complex 2 subunit
Exons: 20
Coding region: 24-2285 (753 amino acids)
Biological process (GO): chromatin remodeling
Molecular function (GO): histone H3K27 methyltransferase activity; protein binding
Source: RefSeq, a predicted model, not a curated record
GAAUUGGAUAUAAAAGGAUAAUCAUGGGUCAAACAGGAAAAAAAUCUGAGAAGGGACCAAUUUGUUGGCGAAAACGUGUGAAAUCAGAAUAUAUGAGAUUGAGGCAGCUCAAGAGGUUCCGACGUGCAGAUGAAGUAAAAAGUAUGUUUAAUUCUAAUCGUCAGAAGAUACUGGAAAGAACUGAAAUCUUAAAUCAAGAAUGGAAACAACGUAGGAUACAGCCUGUUCACAUCAUGACUUCUGUGAGCUCAUUGCGCGGGACCAGGGAGUGCUCUGUUACCAGUGACAUAGAUUUUCCAAAGCAAGUCAUCCCACUGAAGACUCUCAAUGCUGUUGCUUCUGUGCCUAUAAUGUAUUCUUGGUCUCCCCUUCAACAGAAUUUUAUGGUAGAGGAUGAAACUGUUUUACAUAACAUUCCAUAUAUGGGAGAUGAAGUGCUUGACCAGGAUGGUACCUUUAUUGAAGAACUGAUCAAGAACUAUGAUGGGAAAGUGCAUGGAGACAGAGGUGAGCCCAAACUCUCAGAAUGUGGAUUUAUCAAUGAUGAAAUAUUCGUUGAGCUGGUCAAUGCACUUGGUCAAUAUAGUGAUGAUGAAGAUGAUGAUGAUGGAGAUGACAAUCCUGAUGAAAGAGAUGACAAGCAAAAAGAUCGGGAAGGUAACAGGAUGGAGAAAGAAAGCCAUCCACCUCGGAGAUUUCCUUCUGACAAGAUAUUUGAAGCCAUUUCCUCAAUGUUCCCAGACAAGGGUACAGCAGAAGAAUUGAAAGAGAAAUACAAAGAACUCACUGAGCAGCAGCUUCCUGGAGCUCUUCCUCCUGAAUGCACACCAAACAUAGAUGGACCAAAUGCUAAAUCUGUCCAGAGGGAGCAAAGCCUGCACUCUUUUCACACACUCUUCUGUAGACGCUGUUUUAAAUAUGAUUGCUUCUUGCAUCCAUUCCAUGCAACUCCUAAUACUUAUAAACGAAAGAAUACAGAAACAGCAUUAGAUAAUAAGCCUUGUGGACCGCACUGUUAUCAACAUCUGGAAGGUGCAAAGGAGUUUGCAGCUGCCUUGACUGCUGAGCGUAUAAAGACACCACCAAAGCGCCCAGGUGGCCGCCGAAGGGGAAGACUUCCAAACAACACCAGCAGACCCAGCACACCGACAAUAAAUGUACUGGAAUCAAAAGACACAGAUAGUGAUAGAGAAGCUGGAACUGAAACUGGAGGAGAAAACAACGAUAAAGAAGAAGAAGAAAAGAAAGAUGAAACAUCCAGUUCCUCUGAAGCAAAUUCUAGGUGUCAAACACCAAUAAAGAUGAAGCCAAAUAUUGAGCCUCCGGAGAAUGUAGAAUGGAGUGGUGCAGAAGCCUCAAUGUUUAGAGUUCUUAUUGGUACCUACUAUGACAACUUCUGUGCAAUUGCCAGACUAAUUGGGACCAAAACAUGCAGGCAGGUGUAUGAGUUUAGAGUAAAGGAAUCUAGUAUUAUUGCUCCAGUCCCUGCUGAAGAUGUUGAUACUCCUCCCAGAAAGAAGAAAAGGAAACACAGGUUGUGGGCUGCUCAUUGCAGAAAGAUACAGCUGAAAAAGGAUGGGUCAUCGAAUCAUGUUUACAACUAUCAGCCAUGUGAUCACCCACGUCAGCCUUGUGAUAGCUCAUGCCCAUGCGUAAUUGCUCAAAACUUCUGUGAGAAGUUUUGUCAGUGCAGCUCAGAAUGCCAAAACAGGUUUCCUGGAUGUCGUUGUAAAGCACAAUGCAACACUAAGCAGUGUCCAUGUUACCUAGCUGUACGCGAAUGCGAUCCUGACCUCUGCUUAACAUGUGGAGCAGCUGACCACUGGGACAGCAAAAAUGUUUCUUGCAAGAACUGCAGCAUUCAGAGAGGAUCCAAAAAACACUUGCUAUUGGCACCUUCAGAUGUGGCAGGCUGGGGAAUUUUCAUCAAAGAUCCUGUACAGAAGAACGAAUUCAUAUCUGAAUACUGUGGUGAGAUUAUUUCUCAGGAUGAGGCAGACAGAAGAGGAAAAGUAUAUGACAAAUACAUGUGCAGCUUUCUGUUUAACUUGAAUAAUGAUUUUGUGGUGGAUGCAACACGCAAGGGCAACAAAAUUAGAUUUGCAAACCAUUCAGUAAAUCCCAACUGCUAUGCAAAAGUUAUGAUGGUUAACGGUGAUCACAGAAUAGGAAUAUUUGCUAAAAGAGCCAUUCAGACUGGUGAAGAGCUCUUCUUUGACUACAGAUAUAGCCAAGCUGAUGCCCUUAAGUAUGUGGGCAUUGAAAGAGAAAUGGAAAUCCCUUGACACCAGCUACCUCUUCUUUUAAACAAACAGCUGCCUUAUCUUCAGGAAUUUCUAGUACUGUGGGCAAUUUUAGAGAAAUAAAAAUGAUGCAAUUUGAAAUUCUGUAUUUGCAAAGUACUGUAACAGUAAUUUAUAGUAACAAAUUAAAAAACCCCAACUUUUUAUUGCCUUCUCACCAGCUGCAAAGUGUUUUGUACCUAUGAACUUUUGCAAUAAUGUGGUGUGGUACAUUUUUCAACCUUGAAUAAAGGAUACUUGAACUUCUUCA